Molecule: messenger RNA, 858 nt
Organism: Drosophila persimilis
Lineage: Eukaryota; Metazoa; Arthropoda; Insecta; Diptera; Drosophilidae
Product: protein Mabiki
Exons: 1
Coding region: 75-785 (236 amino acids)
Source: RefSeq, a predicted model, not a curated record
CAUAUAAGACAAGUAGAGCGGCAACGGGUCAUCAGUCAAUCAAGUGACAUAGAGAUCAGAACAUCAUCGGCAGAAUGCAGUCCACGGAGAGCAACAGUCAAAUCUACCGCCACAAGAAGUUCGAUUUUGGGCGAUCGGCAGACAAAGCCGAUCUUCUCCUAAAGGAAGAGCUCAUCUCCCGCACUGGAACGCCCUACAGCAGUCGCAGUCGCAGCACUUACGAUGAGUGGGAGGAGGACAGCACCAGCCUCAGUUCCAGUGAGUAUGGAAGCACCUUUCUCCCGCUGGCCAAGCGCCGACGUCUGGACACAUCAACCACCGCAGCGGCAUCGACUUCCUCAUCCGCUUCAUCCUCGCACUCUCUGACCUCGAUCAGCGCUGCCGCUCUGCAAAACAUAUGCAAGUAUCACGGAAACAUGGUGCGGAAGUUUCCCAAAAAGGAGCGCACGCCCAAGGAUCAGGAGCGGCGUAACAAGAACACCAUCGCCUGCCGCAUGAGCCGACGCGUAAAGAAGCUCGAGCACCUGGCCAUCGAGGAGCAGUACAACGAGUUCUCCAGCCAGCACCUGAAGAUAGCCGAGCAGAGCAUGCGAGCAUCUGUCUAUCUGAAUCACCUCCAGCAGCUGGUCAGGCAGGAGGCGAAGGAAACGAAAAGCCCAGCCGCGCCUAAGCCUCAGAAUAUUCCCAUGCCCGCGAAGAACUUCAGCAUCGAAUAUCUGAUCGGAGCCAUGCAGCGGGAGCAGUGCAGCUACCCUGAGAGCACUUCCUCCCUAAUCACUGUGUGAUUAUAUUAUUUGAUUUUAGCAUUACUUUAAGGUUGUUUUAAGUGUUAUUUUGUAAGUUUCUUCAAGAAAUGAA